Messenger RNA from Carya illinoinensis, 2096 nucleotides. RefSeq names its product probable protein phosphatase 2C 38. Gene Ontology annotation, biological process: protein dephosphorylation. The coding region runs from base 668 to 1798 and encodes 376 amino acids. NCBI's taxonomy places the organism in Eukaryota, Viridiplantae, Streptophyta, Magnoliopsida, Fagales, Juglandaceae. Gene Ontology annotation, molecular function: protein serine/threonine phosphatase activity; cation binding. The record is from RefSeq and is a predicted model, not a curated record. The transcript has 4 exons.
AACGUCAGCCAAGGAAUUAAGAAGCCCUAACAAAUCACUCGGCCACAGACCAUAAAAACAAAUAAAAAACAAAACAAAAGAGAGAACACCAGCAACAAUGUCAGAGUUUAUAGUAUAAAUCUCUUUAUUUCCUCAUCUUAGAUCUCCCCUGACAGGGGACAACAAUCUAAGAUCUUGUGCCAAAAGACUCCAAGCCUUCUCUUAUCCAUUGCUCCCUUUUGAUCACUCCGAUCCUGGACCAAACCCUGCCAACAUCAAAUCUUUAAGUGCUUUUACAGCUAAGUCUGCUUCUGAAAGAUGGCACACAUAGAAGAACCAAACACAUUCAACCCAGAUUCAAGGUACACGGAACCAGCACACCUCCAUAUUCUCUGAACUCACAUUAAGACUAUUGCUUUCUUGUCUCAAGAGACGUUGCUCAGUUGAUUUUGCCCAUACCGUUUUGGUCUUUAUCUGAAGUUUGUUUAUAUUAAUGGUGUCUUGGUUUCGUGGAUAUAUAGUUUUAGGAAUUGGGGUUGUGGGUUUUGAGUAUAAGCAGAAACUGGAGCUGCGGUUGGGUUUUGGACUUGCUCUUGAUCUGGGUUUGAGGAAUAUUUUGAUUGCUGGAUCGUUUGGAUGAUAAAUGUGAGACAUAUGCAUUUGUGUUAAUAAGUGGUUACUCGAGAAAAUGAUUAAACCCUGUUGGAAACCGUCCGUAGAGGGUGAUGUGAAUGGGAGGGUUGAUGGCUUGUUGUGGCGUAAGGAUUUGGGGCACCAUGCUCAUGGGGAGUUCUCAAUGGCUGUAAUUCAGGCAAAUAGCUUGUUGGAGGAUCAAAGCCAACUCGAGUCUGGCCCAUUGAGCUCAUCAGAAUCGGGUCCUCGGGGGACCUUUGUGGGAGUAUAUGACGGGCAUGGAGGAACCGAGGCUUCAUGUUUUGUCAACGACAAUCUUUUUGGAAACCUCAAGAGAUACGCGUCUGAGCAUCGGGGCAUAUCAGAAAAUGUUAUCAGAAAGGCUUUCAUGGCAACUGAAAAGGACUUUCUCUCGCUUGUGAAGAAACAGUGGCUUAGUAAGCCACAGAUUGCUUCUGAUGGAUCAUGUUGUUUGGUGGGAGUAAUAUAUAAUGGACUUCUGUAUGUUGCAAAUGCUGGGGAUUCCCGAGUUGUGUUAGGGCGGGUGGAAAGAGCCAAUAGGGAAGUCACAGCUAUUCAAUUAUCUGAUGAGCACAAUGCGAGUAUAAAAUCAGUAAGAGAGGAACUUCAGGUAAUGCAUCCCCAGGACUCGGAGAUUGUGGUGUUGAAGCAUAGAGUUUGGCGAGUGAAGGGCCUCAUACAGGUUUCAAGAUCCAUUGGUGAUGCAUACCUGAAGAGGGCAGAGUUCAACAGAGAGCCUCUACUGCCUAAAUUUAGACUGCCCGAACCCUUCCUUAAGCCAAUCCUUAGUUCAGAGCCAUCCAUUUCAGUACAUAAACUACGCCCUGAAGAUCAAUUUCUCAUAUUUGCCUCAGAUGGUCUAUGGGAGCAUCUUAGUAAUCAGGAGGCUGUCCAAAUUGUCGACAAUCACCCACGGAAUGGAGUUGCCAGGAGGCUUCUCAAAGCUGCACUUCGAGAAGCAGCCAAGAAAAGAGAAAUGAGGUACUCAGACCUGAAAAAGGUCGAUAGAGGGGUGCGGAGGCAUUUUCAUGACGAUAUCACAGUCGUGGUUGUGUUUAUAGAUCAACAUUCAAUCAAUAGGAGUUCCCUCCACACUUCUCCCAUUUCAGUUAGAGGAGGAGGGGUCCUGGCUCCUGCCAACACCUACCGCUUGCAUAGCACUUAACAGCAUGCCUUAUCACAAGGGUAAAAGAUUUGCUGGGAAUAUGAUUCUUAUCCCAAAGUGGAGUACUUGUGAGAUUUCUCAUGAGAUUUGCUAGAAGAUUAGGAGAGCUGUUGCAGAUGUAUGCAAAGACUUUGCACUUAUUCAUGCAGAUUAAGGGGUGAUGACAUACACCUUAGCCAUGUAGAUAUAUGUUUUCUGAUCAACUUUUCCUCUCUGAAGAUGUGUCAUUUAAAUGGAAUUUAUUUGUAACCUGUAAGUUUAUGAAUUACUGUGCUGUCUUUUUUCUUUUCUUUUUUUU